Messenger RNA from Rodentolepis nana, 1734 nucleotides. NCBI's taxonomy places the organism in Eukaryota, Metazoa, Platyhelminthes, Cestoda, Cyclophyllidea, Hymenolepididae. The record is from the annotation of a GenBank genome assembly.
AUGGCUGAAAAUUUGGGUUGGUAUGAGAUUGCCGACCUAAUGCUUAAAUAUUUUGAUCUUCCAAUGGUUUCGGAUAUUUACAACAUGACAGCAGAUUCAUAUUACGACACUGCUAAAUCACUUAAAAAAUAUUGUUCAUCUGAGAUUCUUGAAGAAGCUCGGGAUUAUCCUAAAUUUGGCGACUGGUGCCGGUAUAUCACACGUUUCAGCACUUGUUCGAUUGCUCCACAUCCAAGUGAAUUUUUUGGAACUGUUAUCUCAGCCCCGCAUAAUGUUACGCCUGUUACUGCUACAGUGCACACUGCUCCUGCCUUCAGAAAUCUCACAGAUUGUUAUGACGACUACUUUUGCGGAAAACCUUGGAAUGCCAACCUUUUUUACACUCUAUAUGGAAUCGUCUUUGCUCUACUCUGCUCAGCUGGUCUUCUCCUCAACUUUGCUUGUAUGGUUGGUUUUAACAGAUCGACGAAUAGAUGUGGAGCCACGCUUUACUUUACAGUGAUUGCAUUACUUGACUGUCUCUAUUUGGCAUUCACACUACCACUGAAAACAGCUGUCCAUUUGAAUGGCGUUAGCUUUUCCGAUCAGACAACUGCUUAUGCUCAAAGGGCCGCCUAUCUUGUACCUGUUGCUGUACCGUUUACAGUCUUCUUUGAGGUUUCUUCGGUCUGGUUGACAAUUUGUCUGCUAAUGGAGAGAUAUCUCUAUCUUCGGCGAGGUUAUUUCUCAAAGUCAGUGACUUCAAUUCGAAUCCAUGUGCGGAUGAUCUCUGUGGUCCUGUUGCUCUCCUUCUGCUACAUAAUUCCACGAUUCUUUGAAUUUCGAAGUGUACCGAAUUCAGAGAUUCCCAAUGGGUACAAAGUGGUCUUCACAUCCAUGGGAAACAGCUCGCUAUAUAGAUCAGUUGGCUCUUUCUACUUGGCUGCUCCGACACAUCAGUAUUCCAUACUGCUUGAGCAGAGCCUAGUGGACUACCUGCUCAACAUUCCAGUUGAAAUGUUUCUUCCCUACCUCGGCGUUGGAAUGCUAACAAGUAUGGCAGUUUCCAAGAUGGUCGACCUGGGUUCAUCAAAGUGGAAAACUGUAACGAAUCUCUGUUCUUACUCGACCUACUGCUGUUGUGGCGACGACUUUGCAAACUGCUAUCCGUUCACAAAAGCUAAAAAAGACCGCAAUAAUGAUGCCAUUGAAGAACCUGAUCUAGAAAGCCCAAAUAAUCCAUCAAACGACAACUUCGAUUGCCCCAGUCUGUCGACAUUUGAAGACAAGAGACUGCCAAAGGUAUCAAUCGCGGGUAACAAUCAAGUAUUAUACUGCGGGAUCCCCUUUGAAAAGAGAUCAGAUCUCAUGCCGUUCUACUUCUUGGUACCUCCGCCUAGACAGACUCUCAAGGAGACUGCUAAUGUCGUCAUCACGGUCUGUUUGGGCUUUCUCCUGUUAAUCACAAAGAUUCCAAAACUAAUUCUACUCGCAUUGGAAUUGGAGAGGUAUGUGGAAUUGAAUCCGGUGUACACGGAAAUGGCAAUUGAGUGUCUGAGUAUAACAUUCAUUGUACUGAAGCCAAUGAUUUACUUGAUAUUCGGCGUGCACUUUCGACAUGCACUUACGGGUCUAUGUUGCUGCGCUUGUCUCUAUACUCCAGUUAUCCAUGGAAAUGGUGCCAACGGUCGUAAAGGUCCUCAAGAAGGUGAAAGCGAUGCUGAAGGAGAAAGUAUGAUGGGGGAGAUGGAGUGA